Molecule: messenger RNA, 695 nt
Organism: Ananas comosus (pineapple)
Lineage: Eukaryota; Viridiplantae; Streptophyta; Magnoliopsida; Poales; Bromeliaceae
Product: monothiol glutaredoxin-S9-like
Exons: 1
Coding region: 166-480 (104 amino acids)
Source: RefSeq, a predicted model, not a curated record
CCAAUCCGCAUAUAAAUGCCUCGGCCCUCCCCCGGCUACUCCCGAGCUCAUCUUCCGCUGUAAUCCCCAAUCAAUCAACGCCAAAAAAAAAAACAAAAAAAAAAAAAAAAAAAGAAAAAGAAAAGGAAGAGGGGGGGGGGCUCGAACGAUUCGUCAAACGGAGAGAUGACGGCGGCGAUGGCGGCGGCGGCGGCGUCAAUUGACGGCGUUCGGAGGGUGGUGGCGGAGAGCCCGGUGGUGGUGGUGGGCCGGCGGGGCUGCUGCCUGGGCCACGUGGUGAAGCGCCUGCUGCAGGGCCUGGGCGUCAAUCCGACAGUCUGCGAGCUCGCCGACGGAGCCGCGGCCGCUGGCGCAAGCUGCGGCGGUACCGCCGUCGACGACGCCGCAAUUCUCGUCGGCGGGCUCGAGCGGCUCAUGGCCGUGCACAUCUCCGGUGAGCUCGUCCCGAUCUUGAAGGAGGCAGGGGCUCUGUGGCUCUGAUUGCUUGAUGCGGCUCGGAAUCGAUUUGCGGCCGUUUGAUUAAACGCUGGGACGGUACUGAUCAUAGAUAGUUUUCAUUUUUUUUUUAUUUUUUUUAUUUUUUUUGUUUUUGUUUUUGUUUUUUUUUUUUUUUGGGUUCAAGAGUAAUGGGUUGCCACGCACUGUUUGUAAAUUCGUUGCUCCGUAUAAAUGAAAUAUUUGAAUUUCCUAAUUUA